AACAUUCUGCUCCAGUCAGUCAGUCAGUGGGGGAGGGUUUGUUUGGUGAGCAGCAUCUGGACGCUGGACGGGCCUCUGCUCUGGCCGUUGUGUGCUCAUCACUUACUUUAGUUACACUGUGUCUGGUGUCAGAAUAUACUAAAGUAACCAGGGUUGUGCUGACAGCUCUGUCAUACUUGAUGGAGUGAUAGGAGCUCAGCUUAGAAAUGGAUGCCUCUCUUCUUGAAUCUUCACUGCCAUCCCCUGCAUCCCCUGUCCCCACUGCUUUCUCUGCAUCUGGGCACACCAUUCAUCCAGUGUCCUCUUCUUCAAAGCCUAGUCCCUCCCAUUCAACAAUGACUUCACCCCCACAUCACGCCUCACAGACAGGUCGAUCCCAGCUGAAUGCGGCCAGCAAUUCCCACACUGCCUUUCCAGGACAAUCAUCUUUUCCCCUACAGGGGGAAAUCCCAGAGGAACUGAGCAUAGAUGAUCUUAAACAGAGGGCAAAGAAUGGAGACACCAAAGCACAGACAGAGAUUGGCAGAUAUUACCUGAGAUUAGCUGAGCAAGAAGAUGAGGAAGUGAAUUCUGUUACUGCUGUUACAUGGCUGCUCCAGGCGGCCAAAAAUGGACGGAAAGAUGCAGUGAAACUGCUCCAGCGCUGCCUGCAUGAAAGAAGGGGCAUUACAGCUGAGAACAGAGAAGAAGUGUGUUCCCUGGCAUGUGAAUCUCGUUUUCAGCGCAGUGUAAGAAAAGCAGCCCUGUUAAUGUACUGGAAACUCAAUCCAGAAAGGAAGAAAAACAUCACUGCCGCUGAACUUCUGGAAAAUGUGAGCCAGCUCAACACUGAGACAGAUGGUGCUCCCAGCAGCCCUCUCCCAAGCCCAACACAGAAACAAAGAAAGGUUUUGGAGAGUUUGGUCUCAAGAGAUGGGAUUGAUUAUGUUGGUGUAGAAAAGUUUGUUGAGAAUACUAAACAAUACGCUGAGGGUAUUUCUCCAACACCUGCUAUGGAAGGGGUCGCGGGUGAUGAUGAUGAUGAUGACGAUGAAGGGCCAGUAAAGAACCCGGAUGAACUACCUUUGCAUCAGAAGGUGUUGAAAUUUCCUCUUCAUGCCGUGAUGGAGGUGAAAGAAGUGUUGAUUGACUGGGCGUCACGUGCUGGCAUGCAGUGGAUUAACGCUCUCAUACCUACUCAUCACAUCAAUGCCCUCAUCUUCUUCUUCAUCAUCUCCAACCUAACCCUGGAGUUCUUUGUCCUUGUCAUUCCCCUCAUUAUAUUCUACCUCUCCUUCGUGUCAAUGGUAAUCUGCACACUCAGAGUCUUCCAGAACACCAAGGCAUGGGAGAACUUUCGAGCGCUGACGGCCAUGUUGUCUCAAUUUGAGCCGGGGAUCGACCUUAAGCAGGCCGAGUCAAACUUCACAUGGAACCAUCUUGAGCCAUAUCUCUACUUCCUCCUUUCUGCGCUUUUUGUCAUCUUUUCAUUUCCCGUGGCAGACAAAUCCUGGUUACCAUGUUCAGAACUGGCUACGGUUGCAGUCUUUUUCACUGUAAGCAGCUACUUAAGCCUGCGACCAACAGCGCAGCAGCAUGCCAAAUAUGCUCUGCUUUCCCAGGUUGCCUCCGCCAUUUCUGUAUUCAUGAAUCAGAUGCUGGGGGGCUGGGUGGGUCGGAUAGUUGGUGGUGCUUGGUUCAGUAUGCGCCUUAGUGAUCAGUUGAUACUGCAUGUGGGUGUACCUUGUGUUCUGUAUCUAUACCUCCUCUACCUGUGUUCGCGUAUGGCCACAGAAGGUGGUGCACGGGGCACCUACUGUGUGCUGCUGCCCUACCUGGUGUGCUUCAUCUGGUGUGAACUGUCCUUCACGCUGUUGCAAGAGUCCACUGCAUUGGGGCUUGUGCGCACAGCUGUGGGCUAUCUCCUUUUCUUCUUUGCUUUGCCUGUGUUAACGCUGGCUUUAGCAGCCGCAAUGCUGGUGCAGCUAGUGCAGUGGUUCCUUGCCCUGGAACCGGCCAAAAUGGUUCUAACUGUAUGUGUGUGCGUGCUGCCUGUCCUGCUGCGCUGGUGGACACGUUUUAGUGUGUCGCCCUUGGCAGUGCUGCGCUCUUUGCGGCAUAGCAGUGUGGUCAAGUUGAUCCUUGUGUGGAUUUCAGCCCUGGUGCUCUUCAGCUGGUUCUACGUGUACCGUUCGGAGGGGAUGAAGGUAUACAACUCCACCCUGACUUGGCAGGAGUACAGCGACCUGUGCGGUCCUCGUGCCUGGAAGGAGCGUAACAUGGCGCAUGCCCAGAUCCUCUGCAGCCACUUGGAGGGACACCGGGUGACGUGGGAGGGCCGGUUUAAGUACGUUCGCGUCACUGAGAUUGAGAACGGCGUGCAAGCUGUCAUCAACCUUCUGCCAGUCUUUAUAGCAGACUGGGUUCGAUGUCUAUAUGGUGAGGAGUAUCCUGCUUGUGAAGAGACCCAGACAGGACCUGCUGAACCACUGUGUCAGCUCAAGGCCCUUGCAAAGCACAAGUGCCAUGUCAAACGUUUCGACUACUACAAGUUUGAGGUAACUAUGGGGAUGCCACAGAAGGGGCGCAAUGGGGCACAAGAUUUUGAUGAUGCCACCAAAGACAUCGUGCUGAGGGCUAGUAACGAAUUUCGCCGCGUCCUCCUGGCACUCAGCUCUGGCAGCGUGGUGGAGUUCAGCACGGUACUUGAGGGUAGACUGGGCAGCAAGUGGCCAGUGUUUGAGCUCAAAGCCUUGCGCUGCAAGACAUGUGCCUCACCGCUUGUACCAGUACAACAACAGGUCAAGAUCGAGCAGGACUGGAGGGUUAACGCCAGAAAAGCUUUUGCGUUCGCCUUCAAUUUCCUGUUCCACCCUCUGCUCUCAGCAGAGGUGGACGGUACUGUAGCUACUACAGAUGUAUCUGUGUGAAGCUAGAUUUGGCCAUUGGCAUACACUGCAGUAUUAGACUGAAUUUCGAAGUGCAAGGAGACUAUUGAUAUUUGAUAAAGUGCUUUUGAUAAAAGCGCUAUUAAAAUGCCAGAGUCGCUGUCAUCUUGUUUUGUUCCAAGUAUGGAAGUUAAUGGCUUUCUGUAGCACCUACAGCAGAGGUGCCCAUUUCUGUUUCUGGAGGUCCAUGGUCCUGCAGAGUUUAGCUCCAGGCUGCUCUAACACAGAUGCCUUGAAGAAUCUUAUAAUCCUGAAGACCUUCAUUACCCGGUUCGGUGUGUUUAAUUAGAGUUGAAGCAUGAAAGUGGUCCUCCAGAAACCGACUUGGACACCCCAGUGCUACACAAUCCAAAUAAAAUACCACUACAAUCCCUGAACUAUUUAAUUGCCCCUUUAGCCAUUUUAAUCAAACAUUUAGGAAUAUGCAUAUCAUGAAGAAAUUGAAAGCCAUGUCUUAAUUUCCCCCAAAAAACAGUGCAUCUAGACUCACUAAAUUUUCUACAGUGAGAGAUUACAUUCAUGUUUCUCAUGUUUUACUGAUUAUAGGGCUUUUGAAUGUCUGAUAUUAUAUUUCAUUUAGUUGAUAUAUUGGAAGAUAAUUCAUUACUAUUUUGGUGUGUGCAUGUGUGUGCCUCUAUUUUAUUGUUAUUAUGCCUUAGACUGGUUCAAAGGUAUCUUUUGAAGAUUAAGGUAACUCAUUUUAGGGCAUAUAGAACAAAUUUGAAAAUGAUAAACGGUUUUUCUGUGAAAAUACUGUACAGUACUAUAGAAUUUUUUCUUAGAGAUGCCUAAAGAUCCUUUUAUUUUCUACAGGUUUGGGAUUAUUAUUGUCAUAUAUAUAUAUAUAUAUAAAGAUCUAUUUGAGAUUUAAGUAGACAUUUCAAACCUUAAACAUUGCUGAAAAGAUGUUUGAUUGUUUGUGGCUGCAUUGAAGGUACAAUCUGAUCAGUACAUUGCACAAUAUUAAAACAUUGUACGUAGUGACUGAUUUUGUCCUGUGUGAAAGUCAUCCCUUUUAUCAAUUUUAUUAUAUAUUUAUUAUAUUAUAUUUAUUGCAGUAUUAUAAAUAUGUGAAUGUGCCACCAUUGCAUUAUAUAACAGUCAAUAGUUAAGGGCCACUCACAAUUAUUAUUCCUAUAUAAACCAAAGAGAAGCCACCCACACAUGUUCGCAUAUCGACUACGUUAUUUCCAUUUACUGAAUUACACUGUCUGUGUUUUCCUUUCUGUCCUGCUAUGAUUUCACUGGAUAUUCAACCUUAUUUUACAGACUUGUCAGUGGGCAUGUUUGACUUGGGCCAGUGAACAACCACUUAACAGUUACAACACUGAAAAUAUUAGCAACUGCAUAACAAGCUGGUAUAAUGUCAGCAAACUUUGGAUGUACAAACACAUUCUUCAGAGAAUGUAAAAAAAAAAAAAAAUAGCAUUAUGCAGAGUAAAGAGAAGUGCAAUAAGGCAGCAGAGUUUUCAGAUAUUUAUGAACUGUACAACCAUUAGAUGGCAGAAUAAUUGUAUCUACUGAAACUCUAAUGCACUGGUGAAAGCCACCUCCAAAAUCUGUUACCUCUGCUUGAAAAGGGGAUUAUGCAUGACUCAACCAUGCACGCUUUCAGACAGAUUCCUUGCAGGAUUGUUUAGAAAGUUUAUUUUCAUCUAGUAAAUGUCAGGUAUAAAAUUGAAUAAGUAUGACAGAGAUUCCAGAUUCACUAUGCUGUUUUCUAUUGGGUUGAAAUUAUUUAUUAUUAUUAUUUCUGCACAAGAAAAUAAGGGUGGUGCUUUUCAAUAAAGUGUAAAAGAAAGCAAAAAUUAUUAAGUAAUCCAUUUUAGUUGUAAUAUUUUCUGUAUUAACUGGGUGUAGGACAUAUCUGUACAUGUAUGUUUUAUGUGUAUAUAUUUGCUAUUACUGUAUUGUUCCAAAUAUAAAACGGUGAUGUUAAUCAUACACCUUCAACAAUAGGUGGCGCCAAAUACGUGUAAAGUGAGUGUGCCCCCAGGACCAAAGUGACCCACUACUGUGUAGGGGUGUCAAACUCAGUUCCUGGAGGGCCAUAGUCCUGCAGAGUUUAGAUUCCCUAAGCCCUAAUUAAACACACUUGAUCCAAGCUAAUCAAUUCAUAUAGGGUUAUUUGAAAAGUAUGUGUUGAAGCAAGGUUGGAACUAAACUCUACAUGGCUGUGGCCCUCCAUGAACUACGUUUGACAUCUGUGCACUACUGCUUAUUCCGCUACUGUGUUAUGCCAUAACUGAUGGGUUGAGAACCAAACGUUUUCGCAGGGUUUGCGGAUUAGGCAAUCAAAGAAAAACUACAAACAUUCUAUGAUUUUCUGACAUGAGACUUUCAUUUUAAAAGACAUGGGAAAGCACUUAUCUUUGAUCAGAUAAGCUGUAGUCUUGCAUUUCCAGACCUUCAGACAGACGGCAGAAGGUCUGGGAACCUUGGUCACUAUGAAUGACCUUGAAUGGCCAUAUGACUGUCAGACAAAGCAACCAAUUACGUUUUGUUUUGAGCCAUCAUGUUUCGGGGCGUGGAAAUGUCCCCUCAAUAACAGACCGGUGUGUAAAACUCUUGGACACAUUUUUAAGAUUAUAUGCCAUGAACCUUUCAUAUUUCACAUAGUUUUGAAAAUCCAUUUAGUUGAUCCUGAUAAGCCCUCAUCAUCACAGUUGUAAACAUGAUGGCUUUCUUCUUCCAUGAGAGGGUUAGGGAAUCAUGGCAUCUUUGAUUCCAUGGUGGGACGUUAAAGUACACGUCACCCGGAAAUCCUGUGUAAUUUAACCGAUCUGAUGACAAUUUUUGAAACUCCUGAAUUGGUACCAAUUUAUUAUGUGAUAUGCAUCAGACUUUCAGCCAAAGUUUCAUGGCCGUGAUGCCUUAUGCUGAGACUAUAUAAGAUUUUGUCAGGCUAUAUGUCAGUGUCAUAAUUCUUAUGUUAUUUUUUGUAAACUUACGAUAUAAAGUCUCUCUCAUCUUU
Messenger RNA from Carassius gibelio (silver crucian carp), 5901 nucleotides. RefSeq names its product Wolfram syndrome 1b (wolframin) (gene wfs1b). The record is from RefSeq and is a predicted model, not a curated record. Gene Ontology annotation, cellular component: endoplasmic reticulum; endoplasmic reticulum membrane. Bases 207 to 2909 code for a protein of 900 amino acids. The transcript is spliced from 8 exons. Gene Ontology annotation, molecular function: protein binding. NCBI's taxonomy places the organism in Eukaryota, Metazoa, Chordata, Actinopteri, Cypriniformes, Cyprinidae. Gene Ontology annotation, biological process: endoplasmic reticulum unfolded protein response; calcium ion homeostasis.